This is a messenger RNA of Darwinula stevensoni, 1030 nucleotides long. The record is from the annotation of a GenBank genome assembly. NCBI's taxonomy places the organism in Eukaryota, Metazoa, Arthropoda, Ostracoda, Podocopida, Darwinulidae.
GUUGCAAGACGGGAAAAUUUCAACAUUGGGGAUUCCCACCACGUCUAUGAGAAAUUCGGCAUCUGAUGAAGCGACCUAUUGGAUAUAAAAACGCGGCAGAAGGCAUCUCGUACGUCCUCAGUUCGACUUGGAAAGUGCAGAGCAAGUCUCCCCACGAAACUGCCACUAUGUUCAGGCUCAUCGUUGCUUCGCUUCUCGUCGUCUCCUCCUUCGGGAGGGUGGUGAGGAAGCCCAUGUUGGACGGGAGGAUCGUCGGAGGGGACGACGCGAUGGAGGGAGAAAUCCCGUGGCAGGUCUCACUGGAAUCAUUCGGCAGCCACAUUUGCGGGGGAUUUAUCCUCGAUGAGAUGAACGUCAUCACCGCAGCCCAUUGCUGCGAUGCUGUCUCCUCGUUCACUGUUGUAGCGGGAGAACACGAUCGAUCUGAGACGAGUGGGAAUGAAGUUGAGAUCGACGUUGAGAGAAUGGUCCCGCAUGAGGAUUACAACGGGUUCGACCUCACGGCGGACAUCUGUCUUCUCCAUCUGGAAUCCGCCUUGGAAUGGAGUGAAUUCAUCUAUCCUGCUGAGAUGCCCGCACAGUUCCAAGACUGGGAUGAUGGUGAUAUGAUGACCGUUUCCGGUUGGGGAUCAACAUCGGAAGGAGGAUCCUUGCCUGAUAUCCUUCAAAAGGUGGACGUCGCCGUCGUGAGUGACGCAGAUUGCGAUGAUUACUACAGUUCCUUCGGAGGCAUCGACUUCGAUGCACAUAUCUGCGCUGGCAACAUGCCAGAAGGUGGCGCCGAUUCCUGCCAGGGUGACUCUGGAGGACCAAUGUUCGAAACGGGAGGAGGAAUCGUGUCCGGAAUCGUGUCGUGGGGAGUUGGCUGUGCUCGACCUGAAUUCCCUGGUGUCUACUCUCAACUCGCCACUUACAUGGACUGGGUUGAGGAGAACAGACAGCGAUUUUAAAUAAGGGAUUCAAUAAAAUCUAAGAAGCAAUAUGCACAUGUUUUAUUUAAAAUUUUCUCAGAUAGCUGGAUACGAGCCCU